Messenger RNA from Emiliania huxleyi CCMP1516, 2439 nucleotides. RefSeq lists its product as hypothetical. The coding region runs from base 1 to 2439 and encodes 812 amino acids. The record is from RefSeq and is a predicted model, not a curated record. NCBI's taxonomy places the organism in Eukaryota, Haptophyta, Isochrysidales, Noelaerhabdaceae. The transcript is spliced from 2 exons.
AUGGCGGACGACGUGAGAGCGCUGCUCGCGUCGGUCGCAGCAGAGUCGGAGAGCCGGGCUGAGCGCUGCCUGGAGCUGCUGCAAGCCAAAGACGCCACGAUUCGUCGACUGCAGAGCGAGGUGGCGGCGCUUGCUGAAGCGCCCGGGUCGAACGUCGAGGCGGUGGCACGGGUAGAUGCCGCGGUGGCGCAGCUUCUCGAGGCGGAGGCUGCCGCCGAGGCGGCCGAGGCGCGUGCCGAGGCGUCGGAGCGGGCGAGGCGCGAGGCGGUCGCCGGCCAGGAGGCGGCCGAGGCGCGCCGUGAAGCCGCAUCGCUCGCCGCGGCGCACUUGCGCAACGAGCGCUCCGCUUGGCUCGCGGCCGAGGCGCAGAGGCGCGUCGCGGAGAGCGCCGCCUUUGACCAGGCGGAGGCGUCGCUCCUCUCGCUCGCAUCGGAGGGCCUCGAGCCAGAGGGGAGCCUGGCUGCCGCGGACAACCGCGAGGCGCUUGGUGCAGCGCUCGAUGAGAUUGCAGAGCUACGCGCACAGGUCGCUGCACUCAGCGGCGCGCUCUCGGCGGCAGACAGCGACACGCGCGCAGCGACAGAGGCGGCAGCUGUCGCGACUCGGGAGGCGGCGGCUCGCGCACGCGAGGCGGCCGAGGCGACGGAGGCUGGGCGGCGGGAUGCGCUCGAAGCCGAGCUUCGCGCGGCGCGCGAAGCGGCGGCCGCGUCAGAUGAGAGAUGCGGCCGGCAGCUGGCAGAGCAGCAGCGCGCAGAGGCGCGGUUUGCGCGGCGCUACGAGGAGGAGGCCGCGGCGGCGGCGGGCAAGGAGGCGGCGCUGCGCGCUGAGAUGCGCGAGCUGCGAACCACCUCCGAGGAGGCGGCGACGGCGGCCUUUGCGGAGCUCACUGCGUCUCGCUCCGAGAUCGAGGCGAUGCAGAUCGAGCUGGCCGGCGCGAAGGCCGGCGCGGGAGCGGAGGAAGCGCGACGGGAUGAGGUGGAGGCGCUGCGCAAGGAGCUGAGCGCGGCCCGCGCGCAGGCGAGGGCGGCCGAGGAGGCGCAGCGGGGCGAGGCGGCGGCGGCGGAGGGCGACAACGCGUCGAGGGACGCGCCGCGGCGCGGGGGCUGCAGGGCGGCGGGGGCGGGUCUGGCGGGGCGGGAUCACGCGGAGCUCGAGGCGGAGCGGGCGGCGCGGCGGCCGGACGAGGAGCAGGGCGCGCCGCUUGCGGCGGAGGGCGGGGCGGCCGGCGCGGAGGCGGCCGGCGCGGGGCGCGCAGGCGUCGGAGACGGCGACCAGAGGCGCGCGGCAGCGAGGGCGGCGGGAGCGUCGAAGCGCGAGUUGCGCGCAUUGCAGGAGCAACUGCGGCAGGCGAGGAGCCGGCUUGCCGAGGCUGCGGCGGCGAACUCGGAGCGCGACGGGCUGAGCGAGGCGGUGCGUGAGAAGGGCCGCGCCCUCCGAGCAGCAACAGAGGCCCUCUCCGACGCGCGCCGUCAGCUGUCGACCGAGCGCUCCGAGCGGCGCGAGCUCGAGGCACGGCUCGCGGCGGCGCAGUCCGAGAGCGCCACGGCCGGAGACGCGUCCGCUCGGGCGCGCGCCGAGGCGCGCGCGCGUGACGCCCUGCUCAAGCAGGCGCGCGCGAAGCUAGACGAUGCGAAGGCGGCAGAGGAGAGGCUGCUCGAGGAGCGGCCGCGCUUGCUGCAGCGGGCGGCCAAGGCCGAGGCAGAGUUGCGUGGUAAGGAGCAGCAGCUCGGCGAGGCGGAGCGGAGGCUCGCCGCCGCCGCCGCCGCGGCGGCGCGGGAGGAGGAGGCGCGAGGCUCGGCGGCGGCGCGAGCCAACCGUGCCACCCGGGCGAGGCUUCGCGAGGCGGAGGAGGCGACACGCGCUCUCCGGCGGGAGCACGCGCGCGCGCUCGCCGACGCCUCGGACAGCGAUCGCGCCGCGGAGGCCGCGUGCGCCGCGCGACGCGCGACGAGCGAGGUCGUGCGCAGCUUGGCGGCUGCGCUUCUCGCCGAGCCAGCCUCGCCGGCCCGCGCUGGUGGGCCUCAGGGGUCUACGGCGGACGCGGCGGCGGACGCGGCGGCGGACGCGGCGGCGGACGCGGCGGCGGACGCGGAAGAGACGAGGCGGCAGAUCGAGGCGCUGUCCGCGGAGCUCCUCGAUGCGCCGGCGUCUCAACUCGGGAUACCGCUUGGGACGCCGGCACGCGGCGGCGGCCCUCCCGCCGCUCCGAGCCCACGCACCAAGCAAGGAAGACGGGGCCGUCUGGCCAUGACCGCCGAGGCGGCGGCGGCGGCGGCAAGGAUCGACGCGGCUCUCGAUGCCGAAGUGCCCGAGAGCGGCGCGCUCGAGGCGACCCUCAAGUCGCUGCUCGCACAGCACGUAGAGCGAGCGUGCGCCCGCCCCGAACGGUCAGCCAGGAGCGCCGGAGCGCCCUCUUUUGAGUGGAGAGUCGCGUCGUAA